UUUUAGAAGAAUUAAGUAAAAACAUUUGAAACAUUUUCGUUUCUGCUAAUAUUUACUGUUUAUGAACGGAAUACUUGUUCGAUGAGUUUCCUUUGUUCAAGGAAAUUAUAAUAAACGAUAUUUCAGGAGUUUUAAUUGAAGCUUGUACCUACCAAGGGUGAAGCUCUCCAGAGAGGCAAACAACAGUAACAAAAUAGAAAAAAGAUAAAAAUAUGAAAGUUUCGCGUUCCUAUUUGCACCGGGGAAAAAUAUAAAAUUUCAGUGUACCGAGCCGCAAAAGAAGCGGGAAAUACGCCGUUCGUGUUUCCGCUCGUUAUGAACCCUUUAACGGCCGUUAUUCUUUCGAAAUCCGAUACCAGAAAAACUGUUUCCCCUCCCUCGCCCUUUCUAUCGAUACCUUCGCCUCUCUGCGCCGUUAAUUGAAAAUAUUUUUCACCGGCCAGCGACAAUGUAGAAUAAAAUCGAUGGAAAUUUCCUCGUAAGACGGUCACCAUUUGCAACGAUUCCACAGACCUUGUAUUUAUUCGUGUUUUUAUUUCAUUAAAAUAUCAUUUGCAAAGAAUAAUUUUCAAAAUAUUGCGCUAAAUAAGAUUUUCAAGGAAACUUAUUUUCUCCAAUUAAUCAGUCAUUUCUUUAUUAAGAAUAUCGAUAAAACGUUAUUCAUACAGUCAUUUUUAUUAAACUUUAUAUUGAAUUAUGGGAGAUUAAAUCACUCAGCAGUUUUUUCAUUUAAAAAAAACUAACUUUAUUUCACGAAACAGGAAAAACACGUCCAGCUCUUCUAAGAUUUUGAUUCGACUCUCACAAGAAGGUUGGUGUCCGCUUUUCUAAACAAACGUGUUUAUGAUCCUGCCUUGGCGAUAGUCUCUUAUCUUGGGUGACGAAAUCCAGAUUCAUCUGGUCGUCCUUCUGUCGCUUUUGUUUAAAUUGAACCUCAGGCAUUUUUGCUUACAAUAUAGAAAUAUUAUCCUAGAGUACCCUAAGUAAUAUUUCAACACUUUAAACUUUAAAUUGAUAUAUCACAAAUGUCAUUCGGUAAUACUUUUAUGCGUUAGACUUUCUACGUUUGAAGCCAUUAUUAAUAUCUGUACGCGCGUUGAACUUUAAUCCUCCAGUAAUCAAUGAUUAACACAAGAAAGCAAUCGAAUUUUAUUCACCUUUCUGUGGUAACAAAGAAAAGAAAGAAAUAGGGUGCUGCGUAAACAGUAAACAGUAAAAGGAGUUGCAUGAAGGUGGUAACACGAUUAUCCAUCAUCGACGGCAUCCCCGUGAGGAAUUGCGGCUAGGCUAGCAAGGAUAAAACGCGUCUCCCGUGUUCCUCGCUUUUCCAUUUUCCGCGAAUACACACCGAUGACGUUUCGGCCAUUUUUCUUUCUCCGUAAACUCCGUGAAUUGUCGCUGACGUUCAACCAGGAUGAUACUGUUACAUUAUAUACAAUUCAAGAAUACAUACAGGCAUCUAAAGACAGGAGGAAAUGGGUAACUGGUGACGUCAAAUGCAACAUGAACUUAAGAAAGGUAUGCUUACGGGGAGGCUGGUGCAGAUGCGGUGGCAUCAACCUACGCACAAUGAUCAAAAAUCCCACCACGGGGAGAGGGACAGUUCACUUUUACUAAAAACCUAUAAAACCCAGAACGCUUCGCGUUCAUCCUCAAACAAUCAUUGAAGUUUGACCAAACUUGAUCUAUUCCGUCCAUUCCGGUCUAACAUAAUAUAAUAGUAGACGAUUGUGCGCUGACAUCAAAUUAAGAUACAAGACGCUUGUGCAAAUAUCGAAGAAGCAACCUGAAGAUGUAUUCCAAGCAAAGCCUGUCGCUUAUCAAAGGAGGAGUCCUGUGCUUGUUGGUGAUCUCUUUCAUAGAGAAACAACUGUACUCAGAAGCCAAACCAUCAGAGAAUGCAGGUGAAGAAUACAACUUCAUAAAACAAAAUCAAAUCAAGAAGGAUCGACAUACCUUUGAGAUGGAACAACUGCGGCACACGUCAAGUUGCGCUUACGUCGUCGAACCUGUCAGUAAACGCGGUUAUCGAUUUGCCGAAUUGGAAGAAUUGUACGACAUCAAGUGCGUGAAUAUCAGUCAACCUUGCUCAGCUAUCACAUGGCCGAAGCACAAGUGCAUGCAAACUUUCAAGACAAUCAAGAUAAGCAACAAUUGGAACGACAACAUGAUAAUCUACACUGGUUGUGUCUGCGCUUACAACCACCAUGGCAGCAAUAAAACCAGUCCUGGAAAUACUAAUCAGUAAUUCCGCUAUGCGUGUUAUUUAUAUUUAGUACUUAUUGAUUUACAUUCCAGAUUAGUAUUAUAGUUGGCUAAUACUAAUCUUCCAAGCUUAAAUCCCUCGAUUCGAUUUAAAAUUAGACAUUUGUUAAGUUAAGGGUUAGCUUAGGUUUUAUUCGACCCUUGAUAGUUUCAAUUUAAUUUCUUAUUUCUCAAGUCUUUCAUUUGACAAAUGUCAAGGGUUAAGCGCGUUAAGUACCAUAUUGUUUCCUCUGUAGUCGUGAGUCACCACCGUUUUUGUUCCUAAAUCUGUUACAGUAAUGUUUCACUUACAAGAUAUUUGUUCCAACGAUACCUAUAGUCGUAAUACCAUGUUGUAACACAGUUGCAAGACAAUCACCAUUAGAAGUCAAUUAUAAGUGAAAAAUACUCAGUGACGUACUAUUACAGCGGGGAAAAUCUUGUUUUGCUCAAUACUCGAUACUCCACGGACAAAUAUACCCGUGCAAUAGGUAUUAUAUAAUUAACAAUAAUUAUAAAAUAAUAAUGUUUAUGCGUUUUAUCGACGAAGCAAUGUAUCAAACAUAAUAUUUAUUUAUUUAUUUAUUUAUAUAUAUAUUUCUGUGAAUCUCUUCCGUGACUAUAAAUGUGAUAAAGGUAUAUUUUUUGUACUCUUACCAAUCGUCU
Osmia bicornis bicornis is the source of this 2910-nucleotide messenger RNA. RefSeq lists its product as uncharacterized. Lineage: Eukaryota; Metazoa; Arthropoda; Insecta; Hymenoptera; Megachilidae. The record is from RefSeq and is a predicted model, not a curated record. Bases 1793 to 2248 code for a protein of 151 amino acids. The transcript has a single exon.